UUUAGGACUUGCUUAAAAAGACACUUCACUAUUCCUAGUAACGGAGAUAUUCUACUCGUCUGCUUCAAAUGUUAUAAGAAUUGAUGCAAGAAGUGAUACGGAUCCUCUAACUGUUACCAUUCGUCUUACAGUUUAAGUGAAAUGGAGUGGAAGACACAUGGAAUUCAUUUCCAUAUGUAUUCUUUAAGGAAAUGUGAUACUGAGAUGAAUAAUGUUUAAUGUUGGAAUACAUGGGAGAAUCUCCAGACCUGUAUCCAAGAAUUUAGAGGAUUUCGAUUCAGUCCGGAGUGUGCUUCUGUAUAGUGACAUUGAGCCUGAGUGGCUGGAUGAUGUGCAGAAGAAUGGAGAGCUGUUCUAUCUGGAGCUGAGCGAAGGGGAAGAGGAGGCCACUCUCACCCAGACCCCUACCACACAGAUACCUGGAGCCAACCAUGUACGCUUCAGCGACAAGGAAGCAGAGAUCAUCACAGACAGCAAGAAACACAAGGAGGGAGGAAAGUAUGAGCCCAGACUGAAAAGGCUAGCUAAGAUCCUGAAAAAGAAAAAGCUUUCCCAACGGCGGUCAGACAAUAAAGGGAAUUCCAACUCCUACAAUGCUGGCCAGUCGUCGCGACCAGCCUCGAUACUGAAAAACCAGCCCAAUCAGAAAUCCGGUAUUCUAGUUCAGCAGCAGUUUAAGGACGUUUGUGUUUAUGUUAACCCCAAAAGGUUAGGUAAUAGCACGCUUGCAAAAGGAUACAAGCUGCUUGAGGCUUUACUGGGGAUCAUUCAUCAACCUUCCUGGACCAGAAUGGUUGUGAGUAAAGUUGAAGAGCCUUGUAAUGAAGAAAGACUUACCGUUCAUGGAUUGGUCCCAGGCAGCCCUGCAAUCAAAUGUGGGCAGAUUUUAAUAGGAGAUUUUCUUGUUGCAGUAAAUGAUGUUGAUGUAACAUCUGAGAACAUCGAGAGGGUCCUGUCAUGCAUCCCUGGUCCUACACAGGUAAAGCUCACAUUAGAAACCUCCUCGUUCAAUGCUGAAGGAAAAGGCUCCACAUCACGUAACCUCAAUAAGCAGCCACAGCCUGUGAGUAAUCUGGUGAAACUUCUGUGGGGCGAAGAUGCAGUGGAGCUUCAAAUGGCAAUUGGAAACAUUCCUCAUAUAAUUAUGUAUUUGUCCCUAAAACUGGACUCGGAACCUUUAAAAGAAGAGCAAGAAAUUCUGUACCAGUAUCCAGUAUCAGAAGCAUCCCGCAAACUAAAAGGAGUGAGGGGCAUAUUUCUGACGCUUUGUGACAUGCUGGGGAACGUUACUGGAGGGCAAGUCCUCAGUUCAACAAUGCUGCUCAAUGAGUAUCUUGUCCAUGUGGGUUACUGGAAAGAAGGUGAUAAUCUACUUGUUGUUGGUCUCCCUUCAGAAAAGGUUCCUCUUUUACAACUAAGAAACGUGAUUGGGGGUACUGUCCGGACUCUGAAAGUUAUGUAUGGCUCUUUAGACAAUGCCUUCUGUCAAGUAGACAAUGUUCCUAGACUGGACCAUUUCUUCAGCUUGUUCUUCCAGCAGUUGAUCCAGCCUGCUAAAUUGAACUGUAGUGCUAAUCCCAGCUCUCAGUUUUAUGGCAUUUCCAGUGCCUUAUUUUUAGAUUAUUUACCUGCAGUGCGCUUUCUUACUUUACCACAAGAAAUAAAGGUGGAGAUUGACACAGUUCUGUCUGAUCUUGAAGCUGCUGAUUUUGGAGAAAUGUCUGAGGAUUACUAUGGCAUGAGGCGGUUGUACACGAUACUGGGCACGUGUCUGUUUUACAAGGGUUACUUAAUAGGAAAUCACUUACCAAAGGAGAACCUCCUUGACAUUGCACUUUACUGUCAGCACUACUGCCUCUUGCCACUGGCAGCAGAGCAGAGGAUUGGCCAGCUAGUUAUAUGGCGAGAGGUAUUUCCACAGCGACAGUGUCACCCUAGCGAAGAACCGGUUCUUGAAGGUUUCCUGGAACCCGAAGCAAGAUAUUUUCUGCUGGUUGUUGGAUUGAGGCAUUUUAUGUUGUGUGUUUUGCUAGAAGCUGGAGGUUGUGCAUCAAAAGCCAUUGGAAACCCUGGGCCAGACUCUAUUUAUGUCGACCAGGUUAAAGCUACACUACUUCAGCUGGAGGGCCUAGACACCAGCAUAGAGGAUAGACUCGCUGCUCCUCCCACACCGUGUUUGUCAGGUGCUGACUGGUUCAUUCCUUCAGCACGCGAGAGGCUGGAAAGCAUCACCAACUCCCCUGUCUUCAGUAAACUGCAUAGCUCCUUGAAGGCCACGUCUCCAACGAGUAAAAGGGUGCUGUUUGGAGAGUCCACACUUAAGAACCGUAGGGCCAGUCCUCAGAGAAGCCUCAGUGUUUCAGACAGCGGUAGUGAAGGCCAUGGAGACAACCACUCCUUCAGUGCCAGUAUCAGCCCGCACGCCACUCCUGACUCUAUUAGGAAAUUUGGCCGCAGGGAAUCCCAGGGCUCUGGUGCAUCUGAUGGAAGUGGAGGAAGUGGAAACAUAUUUAAGAGCAAAAAGAAGAAGCAUCCUAAUCCCUUUUACUUAGGAACCUUGAAAAAGAGUCUUUCAGAAAGAGAGACUGAGGAAAUGUAUAACACCAUGAAACUUACAUCUGGCUCUGAGAAUACACUGUUUCACUAUGUUUCAAUGGAAACAGUUCAGGGAAUAUUUAUAACACCAACACACAGGGAAGUGGCACAGCUCAGUGGCUCCAUCCACCCACAGCUAAUAAAGAACUUCCAUCGCUGCUGUCUUUCCAUCAGAUCCGUGUUUCAACAGACCCUCCUUGGAAAGGAAAAGAAAAAUAUAGAUGGCUUUCAGAAUUCAUCUCCAAUAACUAAUUCAUCUGGGUUUGGGAAUGUUAAGGAGCAUGGGGUCCUGUUCCAGUGCAGACCUGAAAACUGGACCGACCAAAAGAAACCACCUCCCACAAUGACCUACUGGGUGGUUGGGAGGCUGUUUCUAGAUCCAGUCCCUCAAGAGUUUUAUGUGUGCUUUCAUGACUCAGUAGCAGAAAUUCCAGUGGAGCUGGCAUUCAAACUUUCAUUCGGUCUGGCUGUGUAAAGAAAACAUGUCUUGUGAACUGAAGCACCCUUACUUUAACGCUUCAUCUUUUUUGUUAAUUUUGGAAAUUGUAACGUAAGAUGUAUCUAUGUCAUGAGGACCUACGAGGACAGAUUUAUAUAUUCUAUUUAAUUAUACAGUAUACUAUGAUGUUGUGUAUAUAUUUAUGUAUAAAAAUAAUUUCUAAAAAGAGAGUGCUUUAGCAACGUUUUUGUGUAUCAUGUACCGUGUAUACUUUUGCAGAAUUGUAUCUGCUGGAAAAAUUGUAAGAAACUAUCAAGUACACCAGGUGAGCCUUCCAAGACAAGAUCUCACUGACAGGGAUGUCAUAAGACAAGUCAGUAAAGCAAGCAAUACAUUUUUAAGAGCAUGCUUAAAACUAGCCACAAUAUUCUGUUUUUCUUUUUUCAAUAUAUAUAUAAUCUAAGAGCAGCCUCUUAUAAUCUACAAUUGGUGUUUCUGAGGUUCUGGUUGUAUCUACAGAAUAAAAGUGAAAAAGAUCAUAUAUUUUAAGUGCAGUUUACAGGGUAGUGCAUGACACCCAAUCGCUGAUUCGCCAAUUAAAUAUAGUUAGGGCUUUUGUUUUUCAUUUUUCAUUAAUUUAAUUUUUUGAAUAGCUAGUUUCGCGUUUCAUGUAAAUCGAUUUUUUUCAGGGCUUUUGCUUUUUAUAUACUUACUUUCCAAAAUUCUUUGGGCAUUUUUUUUUUUUUUUCUGUCACAAUAUGUCUGGUUACAGGCACAUCCUUCUGGGUUUUUUGUGUCUAGACAUUUUCUUUUGUUUUAAAUUCUCCCUAUAACUGUAAUAUAUCUUUAAAUCCCACGAACAAGCCUUCAAAUUGUAAUCUCUUUUUAAAUCACCAAUAGAAAUGUAGGAAUUUGCUGCCACUCAGUAGUUGGAGUGGGUUUAAAUUACUCGAAACAAAUCAAUGAUAGAUACAAGUCAGGAAAGCGGGACAUUUUUUUUUUUAAUGGGAAAGGGGUGAAGUCAACGUGAACUGAGUAAACAUUAUCAGUGUUUUUCUGGUAUUUAUUGGCUAUACACCGAUUUAUUUUUAUUUUUUUUCUAUCUGGGUUGUUUUUAUCAGUUUUUAUCGGUUAAAACCAAAAACCAUAAUCCCUAAAUAUACUCCAAGUGAAAGAUCUUAAUAUUUUUCAACUUUCAACAAAAAAAAAAAUUGUGUUUUAGUGCUAAUCUUAGUAUAUAAUCUUUGUAAGAUUAUUAAAGUUUUUGGGAGGCAACCAUCUAAAAUGUUGUUACUUUUUUGUGAGUAUAUAUUUUUGUAUUAUCAAUAUUAUUCUGUGUCUUGCAAAAAAAAAGUCUGUAAAAAUGUGACUUGGAAAAUAGGGGGAUAUGUAGGUUUUGAUAUCCGUUGAAGACGUUGAGAAGGUUUUAGUUACGGAUGGGAUGUGUAUGUUACUAAAACCCAUAUGGCUGUUUUCAGUCUCCGGUUAGCAAUAAUAUUGGACUGUCUUACCCAAAGUAACAUUAGACAGUCCAAGAUUGUGCCUGUCAAGGUCUGUGAAACCAGAUUUACUAAGCUUUUCUUCUAAAGGGAAUGGUAAAAAAUGUAAAAACAACUUUGCCACACACAGCAUGUUAAAUAACUGUCUGCACUUGUUUAUUUCUUGUUUUUGGCCAUAAAUAGUUUUGUAUUACUUUUAGAAAAAAAUAAGCUUUUUUGUGCAAGAUCAGGAUGUAUUUUAAACCCCAAAUUCCCCAUUAACUCAUUCAAGUGCAUCUUAAUGGUCAAAAUAUAGGGACAGGCCCGGCAGCAGUGCGCUACAGGGGCACCAAGUUGUUUUGUAAAAGGUCACCCAAGUCAAAUAACUCGCAUUAACCACUAUUACAUGUUACACUUCUAUAUGACCACAAAUAAAUAAUACUACUGUGUGAUACUAUGACACACCUCCACAGCACUAAUUACUCUUAAGUGCCUGUGGCAAUGUGCCCCGUCCUUGUGUGCAUUUCUGUGUUAUAUGUUACGUGUUGUGUGUAAAUGUUGGUGUAUAGAGAUGGCUGCACGGGAUAUAAAUGGGUGUGUGCAGCACGAGUUAUUUAGAAUGUAUAAUUGUAUUUAGGCACGGGAUUGCACAUCACUUCACGUGCAUUUAAAGUAUUUAAUAUGUGAGCACGAGGUUGCACGUAAUUAAUUCACGUGCUGGGAUUCAAGUGAAUACAGCACAACAGUAUAUAUAGAUGCACGUUUGACUCACUCGGGGUUGGGUGUUCGGUGAGUGGAGAACGGGAUUGGAGACGGAGGUAAAGUUAAAGUUAAAAAGAAAGAUAAAAUAUCUGCUCACCGUGUUUGUCUGUCUAGUCCGUUUUUGUUUGUCUUUUUGUUUUGGCGACGUGUGCCGUGUCCUGUGUUUUUGUGUUAUUUUAAAACCUUUUACUUUGUUAAUAAACGCUGAGUGCUACCAUUUGCACUCAGCUUCUCAUCA
Molecule: messenger RNA, 5512 nt
Organism: Acipenser ruthenus (sterlet)
Lineage: Eukaryota; Metazoa; Chordata; Actinopteri; Acipenseriformes; Acipenseridae
Gene: intu
Product: inturned planar cell polarity protein
Exons: 16
Coding region: 212-3070 (952 amino acids)
Biological process (GO): establishment of planar polarity; vesicle-mediated transport; cilium assembly
Cellular component (GO): cilium; cytoplasm
Molecular function (GO): protein binding
Source: RefSeq, a predicted model, not a curated record